Molecule: messenger RNA, 327 nt
Organism: Fraxinus pennsylvanica
Lineage: Eukaryota; Viridiplantae; Streptophyta; Magnoliopsida; Lamiales; Oleaceae
Source: the annotation of a GenBank genome assembly
AUGUCGCGUAUUAACUCAUCAUCAAUAGCAUUGGCAGAGGCCAUUAGUGGGUACUGUGCACUGUUCUUGGCAUUAAUGCUGGUUUUAAGCUGCUGCGAGUCGAGCGAUGGAGAAUAUUAUACAGUGCAGCAGAUGCAGAAGGAUCAUGUGGAGAGGCCAUGCGAUGAAAUUUAUGUUGUAAGAGAAGGGGAGACUUUGAACACUAUAAGUGAAAAGUGUGGUGAUCCUUAUAUCGUCGAGGAGAAUCCACAUAUUCAAGAUCCCGAUGAUGUUUUUCCAGGUUUGGUCAUCAAGAUUACCCCUUUCAAGGAUAGGCAGAGGUCUUAA